Messenger RNA from Etheostoma cragini (Arkansas darter), 902 nucleotides. RefSeq lists its product as uncharacterized. The record is from RefSeq and is a predicted model, not a curated record. The transcript has 4 exons. The coding region runs from base 144 to 887 and encodes 247 amino acids. Lineage: Eukaryota; Metazoa; Chordata; Actinopteri; Perciformes; Percidae.
UGUCUGUAAUCAACCCUUGUGCCACUGUGUUCCUGGCAUACAAACAACAAGUACAAACAACCUCAAACUCUGUGAUUUAAACCUAGACUGGUCAGGGGUUUAAAGGUAAGCAGAUACCUUAUUUGUCCAAUCAACAAAUCAAAAUGGCUCCAAACUAUUUGUUGCAUCCAGUGUCCUCAGUCAGCUUUGAAGAAAAAAUUAAAUUCUCCGCAAGUCAGCGUCUCUCUUUUGCAAGAAGCAAAUGGUUCACACUCCCCGAGAGUGAGAGUCACGCCGACGUGUGGAGCAUCAAGCCACCAGAUUUCUCUCUUAAACUGUACAGAUCUCUGUCAGUGCCACAGAAGAAAGAAAGAAAGACGCAUUUAAAUCUACCUCAACCAAGUGAAACAAAGAGGAGAACUGGAAUAUUUCUACCAAAUGUUUUACAUGAGAGUCACAAGAGGGAAGCGUCUCCAAAGUUCAUCGCAUCGUACAGGCCUCCUGAUGCUCUGGAAUCUGAGCUGAUGUUUGUCAAGACUGGGAAGUACCGUUCUGGGCCUUACAAGAACCCCAAACCACAUAACUUCAGACCGCUCGAUGAAGGCCUUCCAGACAUAGUUACUACAUAUGAGAGAGAUCCUGGUAACCUGCAUUUGAAAUUAAAACACUUUGACAUCGUCCGGACCACUAGAUCCGAGUCUGACUUAAGUUCAAAGGACACCAAGACAUUGAUGGACACGUACAAACCUGCAGAGCCAAAGUGGGAUGCGAGGCUCAUACUCCCUCAGCUGCUCUGGCCUCCAAAAUCAGCUUCCUACACUAGACACCGACGAAGAAGAGGAGCGUACAGCGCAUUCUUGGACCGCGUGGAGGAGAAACUCUCAGUGUUGUGGGAAAAGAGAUCAUAACUUUAUUUAAAUUUU